UCUUAUUUUGAAAAUCACGUGCGAACCCAGUCUCUUCCUGGUCGGUGUGGACGGAGGGAGCCGCUGGGUGAGGUCUGUCGUUGGAGCCGAGGAAAUAAUGAAGGCAACCCGGGAAGUUGAGAGCGAGGAGCCGCGGGAUUCGUGGCGUUAGUGCGUGUCUAAAAAAACCUCUUUGAAUCCGAACACAGCUUUACGUGGACCUGCUUUCACACCCCGACUUGUCCACUAGCUGCCCCGUGUAUUGCUAGCUGCUAACGCUAAAUACCGAAGCACCUGUCUCCAGCCUCUUUGUUUGAGACACAGGUCCUCUUGUCCUCUUCUUUGUCGGUCCUCUGUAUAAACACCAGCUCUUCUUCUCUGUCCCCUCUGUUUCCGCUGUCCUAUCUGCAUCGCCGGAUCCGGGACAAAGAAGAUGGACUGAUUCCUGCCUCCGUCCGGAAAUGCCUGACACGAACUGUGUCUGCGUCCCGUUGGAUAUUAUUAAUAAACCCGGAUACCCGCGACAGUAAGGCAUGGCGUCCUCUAAAGCUAAGGUGGGAGUCAACAGUGAGACCACCCCCGUGAAAGAGGGCAAGAGCAGCAGCAUCGGUGGACCCGGAGAACCGGUUCCCGGUCACCGGAUAUACUGCCUGGAUGACCUGGAGACCGUCGCCACCGUCGGCACAGGAACUUUUGGCCGAGUCUUCCUGGUCAAGGACAAGAAGAGCAGGGCCUUCUAUGCCCUGAAGCAGAUGAAGAUCCCUGACGUGAUCCGACUGAAGCAGGAGCAGCAUGUCCACAAUGAGAAGGAGGUGCUGUCAGAGGUCAACUACCCUUUCCUCAUCCGACUGUUCUGGACUCACCAUGAUGAGCGUUUCCUCUACAUGCUGAUGGACUAUGUGCCAGGAGGUGAACUGUUCAGCUACCUACGCAGCCGUGGGCGCUUCAGCAACAACACAGGCCUCUUCUAUACUUCUGAGAUUGUAUGUGCCAUUGAGUACCUACACUCCAAAGAAAUCGUCUACCGUGACCUGAAGCCUGAGAACAUCCUGCUGGACAGCGAAGGGCACAUCCGCCUUACAGACUUCGGAUUCGCAAAGAAGCUCUCUGACAGGACCUGGACUCUGUGUGGAACUCCUGAGUACCUGGCCCCUGAAGUCAUCCAAAGCAAAGGCCAUGGCAGAGCAGUGGACUGGUGGGCUCUAGGCAUCCUCAUCUUUGAAAUGCUGGCAGGGUACCCACCCUUCUUUGAUGACAACCCAUUUGGAAUCUACCAGAAGAUUUUGGCUGGAAAACUCGAAUUUCCCCGCCAUCUGGAUUUCUAUGUCAAAGACCUCAUCAAGAAGUUCCUGGUCAUCGAUAGAGCCAGACGGCUAGGCAACAUGAAGAAUGGAGCAGAUGAUGUGAAGAAGCACCGCUGGUUCAAAACAAUUGACUGGGAGGCAGUUCCUCUACGGAAACUGAAGCCUCCUAUAGUGCCUAAAGUUUCCCAUGAGGGUGACACCUCCAACUUUGACGUUUACCCAGAGGACGACUGGAAGAAAGACCCUCCUGUGCCUCAGAAGGACUUAGAGAUCUUCAAGAACUUUUGAUCAGUCUGCCUGGUUUAUUUAUUCGUGGAAUAUCCUGAGAAUUGACCCAACAUAUUCUAAAUGUACUGUCGCAGGGAGUCACAUUUUAUCUGUAAUAAUGACCUCCCUACCUACCAACUCCAAAUGAUUGAUGCUGUGACCUGUAUCAUACCACAGAGAUGAUUUGCUUUUUAUAUGUUUAUUUAUGUGACCUAAGUCGAACUUUUGCUGUUUUAAAUUUUUAUAAUUUUUUUUCUGAGCCUGCUCAUAUGCAAAAAGUGUGGUUCAUUUGAAACCAAAAGACUGUUACUUCCUAGGUUUAAAAAAGAAAAAUAAUCAGGUCUUUUUUUAUAUUGUUUUAUAUUUUCUCUCUUUCUCAAAUGUUCAUGUCUUCAUAUUUAAUGUGACUCAAGACUGGUGCUGUAAUUGUAAGCUGGCCAGUGGGUACUAAUGUGCAGUUUUGGACUUACUAUACUGUGUAGUCAUGAGUCAGACACUUUAUUUGAAAAUGUGUGACCUGUAGCACUUGUAAAAAGGUGCCUUACAUCACAGUUUAUUGGGCAAGGUGUCUCGCAGUUCCCUAAAGCUCACAUGAAAUCUUCUGGCAGUACUAAUUGAAAUUGAAUCAUUUGAACCAUCAGCACACGUGAGGUGUUGCUGAAUGUGCUGUCUCGUCUUCCACUGUAAAACUCUCAUCUCCCAUCUCUGUUAUUUCCUGUCGCACCUCUAAAACAGCUUUAUCCACAGUAGCGACUUCGUUAGUACAAUAGCCAUGUGAAGUGAAAGGUGCUGGGACUUUGGGCCCUUGACAUCUAAUUUCUUCUUUGUAGAGCUGCAUUAUAGUCAACCGAGUCAGUUUUCAUCCACAUGUCAGUGUAUCGUGUAGUCAAGGCUUAAAACAUAUUUAUAUAGUGAUAUUUCAGGACAUUAUUGGCCUUUAAAAUAAACCGCGUACUGAUCUUUCCA
Molecule: messenger RNA, 2516 nt
Organism: Paralichthys olivaceus (Japanese flounder)
Lineage: Eukaryota; Metazoa; Chordata; Actinopteri; Pleuronectiformes; Paralichthyidae
Gene: prkx
Product: protein kinase X-linked
Biological process (GO): signal transduction; peptidyl-serine phosphorylation
Cellular component (GO): cytosol; cAMP-dependent protein kinase complex
Molecular function (GO): ATP binding; cAMP-dependent protein kinase activity
Source: RefSeq, a predicted model, not a curated record